GAUUCGGAAUGCCACAGGCAUGGCUGGUCCAUCAACAAAUUGGCCGAUUGGCCCGCACAAAACCCUCAAUAGGGAACGGCAGCCUCCACCAGAUGUUGAGAAGGUCUUGCGGCAGUAUCUCACGUCUGAGGAGGAAGCACAGGUUCGUCGGCAAUUUCAACAGGCUUGCCCCCGGCGUCGACAGGUCUUGUGGAGUGGGAUGGACCAAAGCCAGGCACAAAGGUGGGCCGACGAUCAUCACAUGCAGACGUUGACGACGGCAAUGGGCCCAUUGAUGAACCCCAAGCAUCCACAAUGCCUUCAGCACCGUAAAACAAAAAAAGCAUGGUCAAAGUAUGUCCACGGAGCAUCGGCCGCCUUCGCUUGGUAUAUUUCUGGUUGCGAUGUGGUCACGGUGCUGUUGCAUCCACCGCCGGUCAGAUUCAACCCUUUCGGGGCAACCUUUUAUCAGACGAUUGAGGAACCUAUUAUCACAGGGAAGACUGGGGGUUGCAAUGUGCGGCGGAUUGAAGUAGUCCAUCCGGCCGUACCCGAAGCUGCUGACUUCGCCUACCAAAUGUGGCCAGUGGAUGAGGCCGAGGUAUGGAAGGAAAGGUUUGGGAGGCUGAGUGUGGCUAACACUCGCUGGAGGCAGAUCAAGGCCUCACAGGUGAGCCAUAACAACACUGUUCCUGGGGGUGCCUUACCGGGAUGCAAAACACCUUUAGCGACAAAGAACUGUGGUGAUAGCAAACCAUUGAAAGAUACGUCACGAGUGCUCGACGACACGAAGGGUAAGAAAGAGAGGAAGAAGAAGUGUAUAAAAGUGAAAGAACAGGAGGGAAAUGAGAGAACGGGAAGGAAGAAGGCGCGGACCAAGACGUGUGCUGUUGAAACCAACUUAAGAAAACUACCGAGACCAGGUAAGACUGGUACAUUCAAGAGCCCGUCAAUGAAGGUUGAAGAUCAAGCAAAGGUAAAGCUGUCAGAAGGAGGCUCUCCGAGACUUAAGAAAAGAACGAAGGGGAACUUAGUACCACAAAGCCAAAUAUAGCGUCUGUCACGAACUCGGAAAAAGUGAAUCAGACAUUGCAGGAAUUUGAGUGCGAAUAGGCAGGAAGGGGUUAAGACAGUCAGACCUG
This is a messenger RNA of Verticillium alfalfae VaMs.102, 1121 nucleotides long. RefSeq lists its product as hypothetical. The record is from RefSeq and is a predicted model, not a curated record. The transcript is spliced from 2 exons. NCBI's taxonomy places the organism in Eukaryota, Fungi, Ascomycota, Sordariomycetes, Glomerellales, Plectosphaerellaceae. Bases 20 to 1033 code for a protein of 337 amino acids.